Zea mays is the source of this 4172-nucleotide messenger RNA. Its product is annotated as RING/FYVE/PHD zinc finger superfamily protein. Gene Ontology annotation, biological process: negative regulation of transcription elongation by RNA polymerase II. Gene Ontology annotation, molecular function: histone reader activity. The transcript is spliced from 13 exons. NCBI's taxonomy places the organism in Eukaryota, Viridiplantae, Streptophyta, Magnoliopsida, Poales, Poaceae. The record is from RefSeq and is a predicted model, not a curated record. Bases 483 to 3980 code for a protein of 1165 amino acids.
GACGAUAAAAACUUUGCAAAUAAAUUCGUGAUGAAAAAACCGGCCCACCACAAGGCCCGCGCAUCCCCUUCCGCUGAUUCUCCCCUUCCAUCCGCUGCAUUCCUCCCACAUUCCACCGCACCCACACGUUUCUUUACCCUAACCCCGACAGCCGCCGCCGUUUCUUCAUCUUCCUCGCAGCGCCGGCGCUCCAUCUUCCGCUCCCUCCCCGACUCGCGAUCGGCACGCAGGCGACGUCGGGGCAGUCUCGGACUCGGCGGCGGCGUCAGCGGCUCCCCCUCCCGCCCUCGCCAGUCGCUUCCGGUCCUCCGCACACCAACCGGCGACUCUGCGUGCGCGCCUCCUGCUUCCGGUGGACCGUCGACGGCGCCCGGGCCCCGGUGGCCGGCGGGCAGCGAGAGCCAGCAGCCUGGCAGUUUUCCUCAUUGGAAAGGAAGGACAAUCAGAGCCAAGAGUUUCUUCAUAAACCUGAAUAAAAGGACAUGCGAUUACGGAAUACAGACAGGGCACCGCGUAGCUCAGGUCGUCGCAAUAAUGUUCUUUCAUGGAUCUCUGAAGUUAAAGACACAUCUAAUGUGGGCGUAAGAAAGAAAAGGGGGAGAAGAGCACCUCCAUCUGCUAAAAGAUUGCGUGAUAAAAGGGUGGAUAAGGCGAUUGAAAGUGAUGGUGCUGUUGACAGUGACAGCGAUGAUACAGAUGGACAGGUUGACAAGAAUCAGCCUAGUGCACACAUUGAGGAACAUGUUGAUGGGAGAACUGGUGAUGACUUAGCAACAGCAGGCCACUCAGGCAAUUCUUCCAAUGGUCCAUCCUCAGCUUCAGAAGAACAGGACCAUUCAACAAACUCUAAAGACAAGCUCCAAAAAGCUAGCUCUCAAAACACAAAGAAGGUUUUUGGAAACUCAACAAACGGCAAGCAAGGUGCAUCUAAUUUGGAACAGGAAUGUGCAAAUGAAGAUGGGUCUCAUGUGCUAGUUGCUGCUGUGUACAAGGAUAUUGAUAAUGAAAGAAGCUCUCAAAAGAUUAGGGAUGAUCAGGUAUCAGAUGCACAACUGGAUACAGCUUCAUCUGAUGACAAAAGUUCAGAAGAAGUCGAAGACGUGAAGGUUUGUGACAUUUGUGGAGAUGUUGGUGAGGAGGAGAAGCUCGCUGUCUGUAGCAGAUGCAAUGACGGCGCAGAGCACACGUAUUGCAUGCGGGUAAUGAUGGAAGAGGUUCCAGAUAGUGAGUGGUUGUGUGAAGACUGCCAAACUGCUGUAGAAUCUGAAAAUGAGAAUAGACUACAAAAGUCUCAGGUGAAGGCUGGCACUUCAAAAGAGCUUUCCUUAGAAGGGGAGAUUAACAAACCUGCCAUUGCUGCAAAGGGAAGAAGUUCAUCUGACUGUGAAUUGAAGGCUGGGAAUAUAGAAAACAAAGAGUCAAAUACCACAAAUGAGAGGAAUGGCACAGUCAAAACCAGGACGGAAGAAGAUGCUGUGACGACAUCCUCAACUAGAGAUAUUUUUUCUGAAACUGGUGGCUUGUACAUGGGGGCUGACUCUAGAAAGAGAAUGGAACCAUCACACGAGACAUUCGUGUCUGAUGCUGACAAAGGAAAGCAACCUAGCCAUCAAGUAUCAACUUCAUUGGUGGUUAAUGCUCUGAAGAAUCAGGCACCACAGUCUCGUGGUCAACUUUCCAAAUCCACUUCUUUCAAUAACUCAAAGGUCCCCAAAGUGAAACAGCUAUUGAAUGAAGUUCCUCAGAAGCCAAAAUUUUUGAAGGAAUCUUGGUCCUCUAUUAUCAAUAAAAAGGAAGGACCAAUCAGCAUGACUACUAAGUCAGCGACCUUCAAAAAGCCUAAGCCUUGUGAGCCAACAAACAAGGCAAAGUCUUCCGUCUUGUCACCUGUCGAGGAGCCAAGGGUGCCGAAUCAGUUGGCGAGCCACAAUGUAACAAAUGGUCAGUGUUCUAUAUUGGGGCCUCCCUCUGCCACAUCAUCAAUGGUUGCUCCUGUUCUAAGAACUGAUAGCACAACUCAGCUGCUCUCUACAAGAAAUAACACAGUUGACUCAAAUAAUUUAGGUUCUGUUCAUCUACAAGGAAACAGUGAGCUAAAGAAGCCUCGUUUAGCAAAAGUGCCGGGAAGUAUGAUGCUAUCUAAUGCUGAAAGAUCCGCAGGUGGGAUUCUUGGUUCCGGUGCUCAUCGAGAAGUGAUUCAAAAUUCAGACCCUUCACAUAGGGAUGCUAAAAUAAAGGACCAAACUGGCUUCAGACAGGGUGCUUCUAGCAGCAAUCGGACAAUCCGUUGCCAAAGAUGUAAUGAAUAUGGCCAUUCUACACAUUUUUGCGAAGUUGAAAAACUUCGUUUGUCUUCAGGAAAACCUUUGAGUGAGCGAAACUUGAAGGAUGCAUCUGCCAAAAGAAAUAAGACAUCCGAAGUUAGUACAUUGGCUUCUAGUGAAAAAACUCCUUCCAGAGAACCAGAGCAUGUCGUAAAGUGUGCUAUUAAUCAGAAUCUGAUAAAUGGGCCUAAUGAUGGUAUACCUGCCCCAUUCAGCCAUGUAAAGAAGCACUCAUUAUCACCUCGAGCUAAUGUGUCCAUCCCUGGGAGCGGAGUAGAUUGUAGCAAGCCUAAGUUCAAAAAUAAUGAUCCAUCUCUAUCUGGCACAGCAGGAAUCUUUGUUCAUAAUGGUCGCAUUAUGCCAAAUGAUCAUAGGGAUGAACCUGCUCAAGGGUUUUCAGCUGGUGAUGAACCAACGUCUUCAACUGUCCCUGAGCUGGGCUGGAUAUGGCAAGGUGGUUUUGAGCUGCAGAGGACUGGAAGUUCACCGGAGCUGUGUGAUGGUUUCCAAGCCCAUUUAUCAUGUUCUGCUUCACAGUUAGUGCUGGACGCAGUUAAGAAAUUCCCUUCUAAAGUCCAGCUUGAGGAAGUUCCUCGGAAGAAUUCAUGGCCAACACAGUUUCAGAAAAACGGUCCAACUUAUGACAACAUAGGUCUUUUUUUCUUUGCUAGAGAUGUUCAAAGCUAUGAAAAUCACUACAGUAAAUUAGUUGAGAAUAUGCUGAAGAAUGAUUUAGUUCUCAGAGGAAGUGUUGGUACUGUUGAGUUGCUUAUAUUCCCUUCCAAUAUCCUAUCAAAGAACUUCCAAAGGUGGAAUAUGUUGUACUUUCUAUGGGGUCUAUUCAGAGUUAGCAAAAAAGAUUCCUCUAACCUCCCAUCUUAUCUAUCCACAAGUAGAGUAGAACGAAAUUUUAAUGAUGAUCUCCAGGCCAUGGAUUGGAUGCCAUCUACCCAUUCAUUCUCACAGAACAGGAGUGAUUUAGCUGAACCGGACCCUGAUUUGUUAAAGUCAACUAAUUUUGAACCGAGUUUGGAAGCCAGUCGUGAGGUGUGUUUGGAUGGAGAGAACUCUUUGAAUCAACUUGUACGCAGAAGAGCUCUAGAUGAUCACCUAGAUUCAGAUGCAAAAGCAUGUUCAACGAUUAGCAAUGGUGCCAUGGGUUCCUCUGCCAUGUCUAUGCAAAGAAAACAUCAGAAACCUGAUUAUCCAGAACAUCAAGAUAAAAAGAGGGACACUUUUGGUGGUAAUGUUAGUGAAAGAGAUUUCGAUGUGAACACGGUGCCAGUUACUUGUUCUGUCUCCUUAACUCACCUUCAGGAAGAACCUGGUAAGCUGAGCACAGCCAUCGACCUCAUGGAUAUAGACCAUGGGGUUAGCGCAGGUGCACUGGAUCGUUCACAUGCAUCAGGUGGUGCAGGUAAAAGAAGUUUUGAGACGGCCGAAGUAGCUGCUGAAGUACCCGAGCAUAAGAAAACUAAGCUGGAUAAUAAUGUUGUGCCUAUAAGCUCUGGUCCACGCGAGAAUGCCUGUACGAAUGAUGGCAAUAGCGAUAAACUGAUGCCUGGAAGCUCAAGCAGUGAUGGCAAGCGCGUGUUUCCACUUGAUCUAAAUGCAGUGGGGGAUGAGGACAUCGUAAAUAUUCCAGCCUUCAGGUGAUGAAGAGUUCGCUGUUCCAUGACAAACCAACCGUGGUGGUUUGGUUCAGAAUGAGAGAUGUGCAUUGUAAAUCGCAUGUGCAGUUUUUGACCUAAUGUUUUCAGACAACACUUACAGAUGUGAUGUUCCCCUCUUUGGCAGUGAAUAAUUCUGCUCCAGAAUAUGCUUACAGAUGUGAUCUCAUCUGCCAGA